Molecule: messenger RNA, 4856 nt
Organism: Sitodiplosis mosellana (orange wheat blossom midge)
Lineage: Eukaryota; Metazoa; Arthropoda; Insecta; Diptera; Cecidomyiidae
Gene: Ge-1
Product: enhancer of mRNA-decapping protein 4 homolog
Exons: 10
Coding region: 727-4512 (1261 amino acids)
Biological process (GO): deadenylation-independent decapping of nuclear-transcribed mRNA
Cellular component (GO): P-body
Molecular function (GO): protein binding
Source: RefSeq, a predicted model, not a curated record
GAAUUGGUUCAGGUUAUACGUCACAAUAGAGUACCAAACACUUGUUUGAAACAAGACAUCAGUUCGUGUUGAAUUUUGAUCAGUUCAUUUUGACGUAUUUUUUAACGCAUUCAACGUUUACAUCGAUUGUUAUCGAUUUGAGCAAGAAGAAUCGCUUUGAGUGAGGAAUAAUUUCCAAACAAUAUCAACUGUGGUUGUUUACAAGCAAAACUAGUGCGAUAGCUGAUAUAGCCGGUGAAUUUGACAUAUAGUUCGGAGCGCAACCACAGAUGGCCACAUUGAAACGGUUUGAAAACUGAGACGACCUUUAUACGUCACCAAGGCGCAUCAUCAAACUGUCAAAUCAUGAAAAAGUGAUGCUUGUUUCACACAACAGGCUCUCCGUACAGAAUUGAAACGAUAGAGAAAAAAACUUUGAAGUUUUCCUGUAUAUUUAUAACGUAAGUUCAUGAGCACAAACUAUUUAGCCGCCGACAUUCGACGAUAAUAACAUCAUUUCAUCAUAAUUCGCAUCGAAUAAUUGCGUGUGCGUUGUGUGUUAGAGGUAAUUUGGUUUUCUUUGGUUCUUAUUGGACGCCGGUGUUGUGCAGUGAAAAUGCAUAAAAUUCACUGUUAAUGGCGCAAGACAGAGAGUGAAAAAAACAUUCGAUUGACAUUCGCAUUGCAAACAGAAAGUCGAUUCAAUUCCAAUCUAAAGAAGAAAAAAAUCGGCUCGUUCUUCGGGGCAUGCCAUUGCUUUUUUUAAUAUCCGAACUAGUACAUUCAAAGUAUUUUGAUUCAGCGGCAAAUUCAUUUUUACUCAGACUGUUCAAUUUCUACAAAUCAAUUCGAAAACAAGUGAUAGAUACAUCAAAAAUGGUUACAACUGAGAACGACAUAACCUUCAAAAAAGUUAUUUUUGAGGGUGGCGAACAAAGUGCACACGAAACGGAUGGUGCUAGCAUAGUGGUUGUGGGCAGUGCUGGUUCGCACGAUCAUGGUAGCUCGAAAAUAAAAUUGAAAAACAUCGUUGAUUACAAGUGGGAGGUGAAAAAUUACAUUGGCCGAUUGAUUGCUGUGCAUCUCGAAGGCAAAUACGUUGCGUAUGCAAUUAAAGUCGCUGGCAAAAAAGGUAAUAUCGAAGGAAUGGUUCGGGUUACAAACCCAGUCACCGGUCAACGAGCUCUCAUUCGUGGCAAAUCCAGUGAAGUGCUUGACUUACAGUUUGCCCAUAUUAAAUCGCAAAUUAUAUUGGCUUCCAUUGAAAAUACCGCUCUUCAUAUCCAUAAAAUUGAAACGGUCAACGACAGCAUCAUUUGCACGUUGCUUCUGAAAGUUGACGAUCCCAUUGAGGGUCAUGUACCGAGAUUCGACAAAGUGAAUUGGUGUCCGUAUGUGCCCGAAAACGAAACCGAAAGCGACAGUGAUGCCGGCAAACUUUUGGUUUGGACACGAGGCAACAGUUUUCAGUGUUACAACGUGGGAUCGGUGGUUGAUAGCUAUGGAAUCGGAACGCAUCAUGCUAACGAAAUAACUGAAGGUUCAUUGAAGUUUGAUGAGGUGUCUGCGAUAACAGAUGCUUCGCUGUCUCCAGACGGCACCACAUUGGCCAUAACACUUGAAGAUGGUGAUAUUCGCUUUUACCAAGUCUAUUUCCACAUCAAUGAAGACGAACCACGACUCUUACACCAAUGGACGCCACAUGACAAGAAACCAGUUAAUGGCUUAUUUUUUUUGGACGAUCAUACCAAAUCGGCUGCUGGAACUUCACUGUGGAAAUACGCGAUCACCGCAAGUGACAACAAUACCGAAUACAAAAUUUGGUGUUGCGCAUCAUGGGAAUGUAUGCAAACGAUACGUUUCGAAGCGGCUGAUGGCAAGCCAAUGUUCUUCAAAACCGAAAUCGAUCCCACAUCAUCGUAUCUCGUGUUGACUGAUGCCAAGAAUCGAAACUUGUACGUCAUGCAAAUCGUGCAAACGGACGACGGUUCGAAAAGCGACAACGAUCAAAGUAGUUCGAAUGGAACGAAACCACUUGCAUUUAUCAAAUCGAUCACCGAAUUUCCCGUAUCAUCGCCAAUUCUAAGCUUUGGCAUUGUCGAUGCGCCGGUUCGCAAAUACAAAUGCGCAUACAAUGACAUGUACUUGCUCGAAGAUCUCGAAGAUUACGAUGAGGAUACAUUGAAUCGUUAUUGUGUUGUGAUCCAUUUGUUCUUGGUGCAACCGAAGAGCGUACAAGAAUGUCAUGUUCUGUAUCAGCCAUCGUUGACCGAAGAUGUUGAUGUUGGCAGCUCGGUGUCGGCAUUGUCAGAAGGUGUGAAUAAUGAACGCGAAGAAGAAUUGUCAAAUGAUUUGGCAACAAUUUUGAAUAUCAAGUCUUCACACGAUGACUCAUCAGGCGGUUCACUGUCGAGCGCAUCGAAAUCGGGCAUUCAGAUGCGUGGAUUGCUUGAUUCCAGCACCAGUGGCAAUGAAGGUGCCAAAUUAGCUGAAUUGACCAAGGGUGAGAAGUCGGCUUCACAACAAUCGAUUAAUAAACCAUCGUCAGCUUUGAAUUUACUCACUCCAGACUCGUUCCAUUCAUCUGGUAAACUCACACCUGAAGGCGUCAGCAACGAAGUUUACUCGACGUUGCGCAUGUUGGCCGGCGAAAAACCCGUGGAAAGUGCACCAAAUCCACUUCUCCAGUUGGUGAACAACAAACAAAGCGGCGACGAAUCGGACAACGUGCAAUUGUUGCAACAAGUUUCGGAGGAAAGUAAUGGAACCAUUGAAAACAGCCCAGAAAUUGUUCCACCAUUGCCACCAGCAUCGAUGCUCACCACAGGCGUUUCGGGCGGAUCAAGUCCAAGCCGGGAAGUUCAAGAGAUUUUAUCACAAAAAGGCUCCGAUUGCAUUAAUGACUUUUACAGCAACUCCAUUGACAUUCAAGAUGACACAGACGCAAGCGUAAAUAACGGUGAUGUGGCCGAUGGCAACGACGAAGAAAAGAACAGCAACCAAGACGAUGAUGAAACUUACACUUUGAAUAACAUGACCGAACCCACGAACCAAGCAAACAACGGUAUCACCGCAUCAAGUAAGACCGAUUGGCCAGAUGCACCGACUGUAAUGCAAACAUUCAACCACAACCCAGCAUCGGCUGGACCAAUCAACGAUAUUAACAUCAAACUUGAUCAGUUGAUGGAAAUCAUUCAGACGCAAAAUUGCCAACUCUCAGAACUUCGCAACGAAGUCAUUGAACUGAAAAAAUCUCAUUCCAAUGCCGCAACCGCAUCAAAAACCGUUUCAAACACGGAAAUCAAUACACAAAAACUUGAACUUCGUCUGUCGCGUUUAAUCGAAGAAUAUCUGAUGCGCUACGAACGCGAACACAGCAAACGGCUUGAAGCGUUCUUAAUGGCACGAGACAAUCAAAUUCGUGAUAUUCGUGAUAAUCUUGUGAUUGGAUUGGGUCCCGUAUUGUGCAAUCAGUUGAGCGGCCAAUUGGCGCAAUUGUUUGUAAACGAAAUACAGAAACAUUUGUUGCCAGUGGUUGGAGCACGUUUGGAUGGUAUCAAAGCACAAAUUCAAGCCGAGAUCGCACAGAAGCUCACCAUCACCGACAAAGUUAUCAAAGAAAACAUCUCCAACAUUUGCAAUAGUAAGCAAACAAUGGACAUUUUCGGUCACUCGGUUGUUAAUGGAAUCAAAGGUGGUUUACAAGAAACAUACAUUCAAUCCAUGCGAUCGAUCGUAUUGCCGGCUUACGAAAAGGCCAACGCUGAACUCUUCAAGCAACUCUAUGACACAUUCAACAAGGGAACCAUUGCAUAUACAAAUCAACUUGCAAGCUACACAAAAAUGUACGAGCCAAUUCAUGCCGAAUUGGCCAACUUGAUGCGAGCUGUUCCAGAGCAAUUGCGUAGUUUGAACGAAGCAACAGUCAAUAUGUGCACACAACGUGUGAGCGGCGAAAUCAACAAGGAUAUCAAGGUUAUGCAAGUGAACCUGUUGAAAACAUUGAAAGAAAACAUCAAACAGGAGAUCAAAAAAGGUUUCGAAACGCAAGCAGCGAGCUUGGAAGAUUCGGUUAUAAUGGCGGUGCGUUCGCAAGCCCAGACUCCAGCACCAAGCCUGUUCGAUGUGCAAGAGCAAAUAAAAACGUUGUUGAACCAAGGUCAAAUCAACAAAGCGUUCCAUCAGGCAUUGCUGGCAAACGAUUUGCAUUUGGUUGAAUACGCACUCGAGCGUGCCGAUUACAAUCAAGUAUUCAAUCCAUGUCCACUGGAACAAACCGUGUUGCUGUCAUUGAUCCAACAAAUCUCCGCCGAUAUGUCAAAUCACACUGAUCUGAAGCAAAAGUAUUUGUCCGAUGCCAUAAUCAAUUUGAAUAUGCGCGAUCCCAUCACCAAAGAGCAUGCGCCAAAGGUUCUCAAAGAAUUGUUGUUGAAUUGUCAAAACUUUGUGUCAGCCAAUCCGCACAGUUCGCUCAGCACUGGCGUUCGUAUGCUCAUCAUGGCUGUUCAAGGAUUUGGCAUCAGUUUCAUGUGACACGAUCGUAAGAAGCGCUUAAUUAACACAACAACAUUACCAUAACUUACUCUACACACAUAUAUUUUGUCCACAUCCUUUCAAAUCCCUAACAAAAAACAAAAAACAAAAAACAAAUCUCUUAAUCUGUUUCCGUACUCAUAAAAAUUACGACAAAAAAAAACAAACAAAAUACAUUCAUUCAAUAUUAUCGUCUUCUUUUUAGUUGAUUCCAACGAUUCGAAAUCCACACACACAUACACACAAAUUGUUAUAUUAUAUUUCGAUGAUCAACUUUUGUGAACAGUUUAAAAUUUAUUGAAUAAAUUACAUUAAAAUUGCAUUUCUUAUUUGAAAAAUAAAAA